Messenger RNA from Gymnodraco acuticeps, 2121 nucleotides. RefSeq names its product syntaxin binding protein 6 (amisyn), like (gene stxbp6l). The coding region runs from base 198 to 1067 and encodes 289 amino acids. The record is from RefSeq and is a predicted model, not a curated record. NCBI's taxonomy places the organism in Eukaryota, Metazoa, Chordata, Actinopteri, Perciformes, Bathydraconidae. The transcript has 7 exons.
GGAUGGACUGAGGAUGAUUUGCGCCUUUACAGCAAGGCACGCCGCUUGGUGUGCCGUGAUACGUUCGUGACAGAAUCCUGGGAAAUAUUUCACUAAUUGAGCUGGCUACUAACUCCUAUCUAAACUAACAGGACAGUCUGUUCCAGAGAUCCUACAGGAGUCAGAAGAGCCGGACAGCAACAGGUCUCAGGACUACAAUGAGCAUUCAGUCUGCCAUCAACAAAGAGCUCUUCAUCCCUCGGGAUGAGCGGAUGUUGGUUGCGGUGGAGGUGUCGAGGAGGAAGAGGAAGAGGAUGUCCUUCCUGCCCACUGGAGCCGGAGGAGACUACAACACGUUCAUCUGUGUUUCAGUGACCAACACAAGGCCACAUCAGCUCCUCAUUACAAAGGUGAAGCAGUUUGGUGGCUCCUCCACCUUCACAAAGAGGACCCAGUGGACGGUGGAGAAGCUCCGCCAGGUCAACGGCAUCAACCCUAACAAGGACUGCCCGGAGUUUGACCUGGUGUUUGACGGGGCUGUGGACCAAUGGGUGGCCAGCUCCUCAGCAGAGAAGUGUCUCUUCAUCCAGAUCCUGUACCAUGCCUGCAAGACCUACUGGGAAGGAAAAGUAGGAAGUCUAGGAAAAGUGGUCCGCCAGAGGAGUCAGAGCGCCCCCCUCGAGGUGGGAGCCGGGCGCAGCGUCCCCUCACCGGUCCCUGCACCCAGAACCCUGCAGUCCAGGAGGAAGAGCUACGUUCCUCCCAGACAGACAGAGUUCAUCAACUGCCAACCCAAACUCACAGCAGAAGCUUGCACCAUGAAUCUGGUGAUCUUCCGCUGCAAAGUCUUCAUGAAUCGACUGAAGAACAGGAUGGUUGCCAACAAAAGCCGAUCACCUGCUCGGGGUCAACCAGGGCAGCGUGUCACAGGGAGCACUCUGGGUAAUGUAGUCCACAGGAUGAAUGUGGCUCUGGGGGAGCGUGGAGACAAGCUGAGUCUCACCGAGGACAAGACUGUGGAGCUGAUGCACAAAGCCCAGCAGUUUGCAGACACUGCGCACAAGCUGGCCCUGAAGUAUUCAAAGUGAAGACUGCUGGAUGAAGAAUGAAAUCCUCCAGGACGUUAAAGAUGAAUCCUGUAACAGCAACACUAACACUGUCUUAAAUAACGAAAUACGUUGUGCUUAAUGUGCCUCAAAUGAAUAUUCUGUUCUUCAAGAGAAAAAAAGCUGGACUUUUGAAUUUAAUCUACAAUUAUUGGAAAUGUAUUGAAAAGCCAUGCACAGCUUCCUUGACUCGUUCAUAUUUUGGAUUAAAAAGAUGUGCCUAACCUAAGAUCUGUGUCACAGGGUCGUACGGCUCUUAUUGAAUAAUAUUUUUCUUCUUUGGAAUUAAUUGCACUAAAUGUUUGAUUUAAAGUAACACCCCACUUGUUGCCGUCGAUCUGUGUUGCUAACAUGUGUGUAAAGUAUGGAGUGCAGUGACAUAUUGAUGUGUCCCGAACACUCAAACUGUUACUCUAUACUGUGUCUGCUGUACUGUCUUCCGUCUGUGUGUGUCCUGUUUUUAACAACCGCAACAACAAAGCUGGUACUGUUUCACCUUCUGAGUUUUUGUGUGUAUCACAGGGGCAAAAUGAGCCCCCAGAGAGACCUACUGUGGCGGGAACGACAAGUACUCUCCAGGUGUUUAUACUUCUGUCUGUGUCUAUUUAUCUGUCUGUUGUCUAUCUGUCUGUCUCUAUUUGUAAUGAUUCUGUCACUGUGAUGGCGGGUGACAACACCUUGCAAGAUGCAGUCACACAACUUUAUAGGAGUGAUUAACAUUGGGAGUCUAUAAUCAAAAAGUAGAAAAGGUUGAGUUCAAGCAAAAUGUUGACUUAAUGUUUGCAUCUCUUCUUUCAGUUAUUUGUAAUGCAGAUGCAAACACUGUGUGGAGUCUGUUAUUUUAAACUAAAUUAAUAUUUGUUAUUAGAUUUUUUUGAUUCAUUGACUAAAUUAAUUUUGAUCACUUGUUAUUUUACGUUUUCUUUAUUACUUUUGGCUACAGUUGAAUGUGUGUGAUGUGAAUAUGUCUCUGUUGUGCUAACUCAAUGACAGUGUGUCCACUCUUCUCUGUGAACCAUUAAAGCCUUUACCUGAA